Molecule: messenger RNA, 604 nt
Organism: Anopheles cruzii
Lineage: Eukaryota; Metazoa; Arthropoda; Insecta; Diptera; Culicidae
Product: putative N(4)-(beta-N-acetylglucosaminyl)-L-asparaginase GD10667
Exons: 2
Coding region: 1-591 (196 amino acids)
Biological process (GO): protein deglycosylation
Cellular component (GO): lysosome
Molecular function (GO): N4-(beta-N-acetylglucosaminyl)-L-asparaginase activity
Source: RefSeq, a predicted model, not a curated record
AUGCUGCUGUCCUCUUAUCGCGAGUCAAUCGAUCACCGUGUCGUAUCACGGCACAAUGUCCUCCCUUCGCCAUCGAUGUCCUGUGGACCCUACGAACCGGUGUCUGCGAACGACGUGAACCAUAAGUCUCCACCGGCCACGGAUCGUACAAAGUUCACGUUCGGUCGGUACAACCAUGACACGAUCAGUAUGAUCGUGAUCGACCCGUCUGGCCAUGUGGUGGCCGGAACGUCCACCAAUGGAGCAAGACACAAAAUCCCGGGUCGCGUCGGUGACUCGCCGAUACCGGGUGCCGGUGCGUAUGCGGAUUCCGAGGUUGGUGCUGCGGUGGCUACCGGCGAUGGGGACGUCAUGAUGCGGUUCCUGCCUGCGCUCCUAGCCGUCGAGGGAAUGCGCAAUGGAUUGGGUCCGGAAGAGGCCGGUCAGCGGGCUAUCGCCCGGAUUGCCAAGUACUAUCCCGCGUUCAUGGGUGGCAUUGUGGUGGCUACGAAGGAUGGCCAUCACGGGGCGGCCUGCCACGGUAUGGAGGAGUUUCCGUACUCGGUGGCCGAUGCCAGUGACCAGGUGCAGGUCCUCACGGUCAAGUGUUAGUGAGCCGGAAAAG